Messenger RNA from Fusarium poae, 441 nucleotides. RefSeq lists its product as uncharacterized. NCBI's taxonomy places the organism in Eukaryota, Fungi, Ascomycota, Sordariomycetes, Hypocreales, Nectriaceae. Bases 1 to 441 code for a protein of 146 amino acids. Gene Ontology annotation, molecular function: DNA binding; transcription coactivator activity. The transcript is spliced from 3 exons. The record is from RefSeq and is a predicted model, not a curated record. Gene Ontology annotation, biological process: positive regulation of transcription initiation by RNA polymerase II.
AUGGCCAGAUACGCUUCCGCCAAGAAACGCGCGGCCGACUCUGAUAGUGAGUCUGAGGUCGCGACUAAGAGAGUCAAAAAUGCGGCGCCCGUCGCAUCCGAUGGUAAAGAUGACGAUGGCAACCCCUUCUGGGAGCUAUCCAACAAGCGUCGUGUUGGAGUGUCAGAAUUCAGUAACAAGACGUUUGUCAACAUCAGAGAGUACUAUGAGAAGGAUGGCAAGGCUUUGCCCGGUAAAAAGGGUAUCUCGCUCAGCAUUGAGCAGUACAACGCUUUUCUAAAGGCCGUGCCACGUAUCAAUGCCGCUUUGCGCGCCAAGGGUCUCGUUGUUGAAGGCGAUGAGGAACUUGACACUGUUAUGGAGGUCGACUCCAAGGUCAAGAGGGAUCAAAAGAAGUCACCAAAGGCCAACAUUGAGACUACCAGUGAGGAGGAGGACUAA